UAAAUGCCGCUCGUAAGUAGCGUAAUCCCAGCUAAUCUGGGAUGCAGUUUCACUCUGCACUGUGGACACAACCUUAGACUGGGGAGCGCUGGGAAUAUGGAGAUACAAAAUGUUGGUCUGAGUAUGCUGUUUGUCUGGUGAAGGAUGUUCCUGCUGCUCCUCGCUCACAUAUUGCAGUCUCCUCUGUUGGCGGUCCAGUCCUGUCCGGCUCUAUGUGCCUGCACGUAUGGGAACAUUGGAGCAGCAGAGCUCAGGUUGGUGCAGUGCAGUGACCCUGGAAUCUCAGCUGUUCCUGUUAACAUCCCGGCUGAUACAGUCAAACUACGUCUAGAGAAGACCUUCAUCUCCAAGGUGCCCCGGGCAGCCUUCUACAACCUGUCAGAGCUGCGUUUUUUGUGGCUGACCUACAACUCCAUCACAUCCAUCCACCCCAGCAGCUUCGUCAACCUGAAGGCCCUGCGAGAGCUGCGUCUGGAUGGAAACCUCUUGUCAACCUUCCCCUGGGAGGGGCUCAGGGACAUGCCCCUCCUUCAGACUCUGGGUCUCCACAACAACCGUCUGUCCAGCCUUCCUGCCCACGCUGCUGUCUUUCUUCCGAAUAUCACCUACCUGGACCUGUCCAGCAACAGGCUGACUUUAUUGCCUGGUGAGCUGCUGGACCUUUGGUUUCCGUUGCCAGGACAACUGGAAUCACCAGUAAAGAGAAUCAUUUUAGGCCUCCAUGACAACCCCUGGUUGUGUGACUGCCAGAUCUCCAUGGUGAUGUCACUGUCCAUGUCGCUGGGGAGUCCUGUAGUUCUCAUGGACCAGCUGCUGAUAUGCCACAGGUCUCUGGAUCAGACUGGGAUUCUGAUGACCCAGGCUGAUCUGUCCCUCUGUAUGAGGCCUUCAGUCCAGCCUGCAGCCACCAGAGUCAUCUCUCCACUGGGCAGCAACGUAAUCCUCCGCUGUGAUGCCACCGGGUACCCAACACCCACCCUGAUAUGGAUCAAAACCACAGCCUACACUGAUUGUUGCAGACAAGAAAUCCCUGAGGACUCUGACCAGCUACCCAGGAAUUUGGAAAGUUUUAUGCAGGAAUCUCCUCGAGUUGGAGUUCGCUGGUCCAUAAUCACCCUGAACGGGCUAUCGUACAAGGAUGCUGGUGAGUAUCGUUGCCAGGCACGGAACAUGGCAGGAAUAUCUGAAGCCCCAAUUAAACUGAAGGUGGUGGGAGUCUCAACACUAUCUCGUCUUAUAAAAAAGAAGAAGAAGAAGAAGAAGAAGAAGAAGAAAAAGUCCCGAAAGAUUUCAACCAACUCAUUAUUAAAUAUUGGAAAGACAAACAAGAAUCCGGUUCAAACCAACGCCCCAUCGGGGAAGGAGAAUCAGAUACUCCAAAACAUUACGGCCCCUUCCAUUAACAAGACCCGGAUGGUGCCUACUCUUUCGCCCAAAGUGUAUAAAUACAUUAAAAGGCGCAAAAUUAACUUAACAGAUGCAAAGACCUCCAAGUCUCCAAAUGAGCCCCCGAAGAACUCUACAACUGUUCUGUUGUCAAAAAUACUUGUGUGAGAUACACUGAAGGAGGCCUUGGUCUGUUACUUGGUUGACUUUAAAGGUGGAGUGGAAGGGAAAACUAAUAAAGCCUAAUUUUUAUUGAA
Messenger RNA from Eleginops maclovinus (Patagonian blennie), 1643 nucleotides. It is a transcript of the gene lrit3b, whose product is annotated as leucine-rich repeat, immunoglobulin-like and transmembrane domains 3b. The transcript is spliced from 6 exons. The coding region runs from base 145 to 1554 and encodes 469 amino acids. Gene Ontology annotation, molecular function: protein binding. The record is from RefSeq and is a predicted model, not a curated record. NCBI's taxonomy places the organism in Eukaryota, Metazoa, Chordata, Actinopteri, Perciformes, Eleginopidae.